Messenger RNA from Ascoidea rubescens DSM 1968, 658 nucleotides. RefSeq lists its product as uncharacterized. The transcript has a single exon. The coding region runs from base 475 to 630 and encodes 51 amino acids. The record is from RefSeq and is a predicted model, not a curated record. Lineage: Eukaryota; Fungi; Ascomycota; Saccharomycetes; Ascoideales; Ascoideaceae.
AGAGGAUAUAAUGGAUUAUGAGUAUGGUGAAAAUAAUAGAUUAUGAUUAUAAUGAAAUAUGAAUAUAAUGAAUAUAAUGGUAUGGUGGUGGAUGAAUAAAGAGAGAGGAGAUUUAAUUCAAUACAAUACAAUACAAUACAAUAGGAUACGAUAGAAUACAAUUCAAUUACUGUAGUGAUUGGAAUGGAGACGAAAAUAAUCUUGUAUUGCUUAAAUAACAGAGAAAGAGAGUGAGAGUGAGAGUUGAGAUUAGUUUUUUUUAUUUUUGUAUUUGAGUUUUUCUGCAAUUAUUAUGAGUGAAUUUGAAAAUGUAUGAUUUGAUAAUUAGAAUUUUGGCAAAAUGCAAUACUUUGCAAUAAUUUGCAAUAAUUUCCAGUAAUUUCCAGUAAUUGGUGGUGUUUUGCAGUGUUUUUUUUGAUAAGUUGGAACCAGCGUAGAAAAUAGCAGUGUGUCUUUGGGAGGAAGAGUAAUAAAAUGCUAGAUUUUUUAGAUAUGGGAAAUCUUAGCAGCUGGGAUAAAGUUGGAGUGGGUCUAAGAAUUUAUUUAAUCAGCACCCUUCGUUUUGAUGGAAUGAAACUUGGAAGAAAGCAAAUAGAAAGAGAAACAAAAGGUGGGCCAACAAGAGACUAAAGCCUGUGUUCAAGUGUGAGAGAUCAAC